This is a messenger RNA of Trichechus manatus latirostris (Florida manatee), 1033 nucleotides long. It is a transcript of the gene PXMP4, whose product is annotated as peroxisomal membrane protein 4. Gene Ontology annotation, cellular component: peroxisomal membrane. The transcript is spliced from 4 exons. The record is from RefSeq and is a predicted model, not a curated record. Lineage: Eukaryota; Metazoa; Chordata; Mammalia; Sirenia; Trichechidae. Bases 42 to 680 code for a protein of 212 amino acids.
GUGUUCCCAUUCGUGCUGCUUACCCCGGCGCUGUCCGCUCGAUGGGUGUCCCACCGCAGCUGCGGGCCCUGCUCCUGGCUGUCAACACAUUGCUGCGCAAGCGCCGCUACCACACUGCUUUGGCAGUGCUCAAGGGCUUCCGGAACGGGGCCGUCUAUGGAGCCAAAAUCCGGGCCCCGCAUGCACUAGUUAUGACCUUUCUCUUCCGGAGUGGCAGCCUCCAGGACAAGCUGUGGGCCAUCCUUCAGAGCACGUACACGCACUCCCGGAACCUGGCCUACUUCGUGUUCACCUACAAGGGGCUCUGUGCCCUGCAGUCCCAUGUGCAGGGUAAAACCUACCAGGUACACUCAUUCCUGGCUGCCUUUAUCGGGGGCUUCCUGAUAUUUGGAGACUACAACAACAUCAACAGUCAGAUCAGCAUGUACCUGAUGUCACGCACCCUGUAUGCCCUGUGCCGCCUGGGCGUGGAGAAGGGCUACAUCCCCGAGCCCAGGUGGGACCCAUUCCCGUUGGUCACCGCGACUAUUUGGGGGCUGGUGCUGUGGCUUUUUGAGUACCACCAGUCCACGCUGCAGCCCUCACUGCAGUCCUCCAUGACCUACCUGUAUGAGGAGAGCAACGUGUGGCACGACAUCUCAGACUUCCUCAUCUACAACAAGAGGCGCUCCUCAAAGUGACAUGGCCCCAGGUGCUUAUGGGGGCUUCCACACCUGAGCAGGUGCAGGUGGUGUCCAGCUGAGGCUGGAUGUUUGGCUGUAUCUGUGAACCCUCCCAGAGGAUCCUGUCUUCUCACAAUCAUGGAUCUCAGUCUCCAGUUUUUAUUUUCCCAGGGUGACAUUUGCCAAAAUAAAAGCACUGAUUCUCAAAUCCCAUCUAGGUACUGUUGAGUGGUGGAACAAGUGCCCGCCUCAGGCUGAGGAGCCUGGGCUUGGUUCCAGCUGCGCUGCUGACUUCUGUGUGACCGGGGCAGUCACACCUCUCUGGGCCUCAGGGGUCUUCCAGCUCAGAGGAGGGCCCUGAGGGCUCUUUC